CCCGACGGAUCACCGAGACGGUGCAACGCGUUCCGCCGGCUCCGUCCGCUGCUCGGCCAAGUCGCUCGCCACGUGACCGCCAGCGUCGGUCCGUAGCUGUCCGUGUGGGUGGGAAACGCGCCGACCGGGACUCCUCGAGACUCUGAGAGGCUCUUCGUCGGGAGGCCUGUUUACGAUCACGAGUCCCACUGUUCGCUCGGAAAUUUCGUGUCUCGAGGGGAGACAGAGACGCGUUAGACGUGACUAUGACAGGACAAGGCGGAAGGACUGUCGCUCGCUGCUCGAGAUCGUCCGUGAGGUCCUGAAGUGCGUCCCGAAGGAGCUCGUAAUUGGCGUCCACGCGGCUAACUCCGCGCUAGGCUGGACACGUGAGCCCCGCGGGAUUGGUGUACCUAUGCUCGAGGUCGUCGUGUAUGGUGCUGAAAGGUGGUGAACGUGUUGCCUAAGGCCGUUAAGGGCGGUUCGUGAUGUUUAGCUGCCGUAGGAGAGUUUAGGUGUACGGAUUACCGGGGAUAGAGUACGUCCUGAUAAGGCAUGCUAUGCGUCAGAGCACCGGAAACGGAGGAACGCGCAGAAGAUGACGGGGUUAAGUAGAUAAAGGGAGCAGCCUGCGAGCCGCCAUCGAGACGGACGAUUCUCUCGGCUCUCUCUUUCUCACCGCAGCGCACAAUGCUCUGCCAUCGCGCCCUUGUCGUUCUCUUCGCUGUCAACGUGCCAAUCGUGACGGGGCUAGAGCCAGACUUCGUUUACCCGCUGGAGAACGUAACGAUCCCUCAGGGUCGAGACGCUACCUUCACCUGCGUGGUGAACAACCUCGGUGGAUACCGGGUGGCGUGGAUCAAGGCGGACACCAAGGCGAUCCUGGCGAUUCACGAGCACGUGAUCACGAACAACGCCCGCCUGUCGGUAACCCACAGCGACUACAACACGUGGACGCUGCACAUCCGCGGAGCCCGGCGGGAGGAUCGCGGGAUUUACAUGUGCCAGGUCAACACGGAUCCCAUGAAGAGCCAGAGCGCGUUUUUGGAGGUGGUAAUACCGCCAGACAUCAUCUCGGAGGAGACCACCAACGACCUGAUGGUUCCCGAGGGAGGGGCCGCGAAGCUGGUGUGCAAAGCGCGCGGUUAUCCCAAGCCCGACAUCAUGUGGAGGCGGGAAGACGGCACCGAAAUCAUUUCGCGCGCCGGCCACUCCGGUAGCAAGACAAAACUAUCCACCGCAGAGGGCGAAACGCUGACUUUGUCGAAAGUAACGAGGGGCGAGAUGGGCGCCUACCUGUGCAUCGCCAGUAACGGAGUGCCUCCGACAGUCAGCAAACGAAUGAUGCUGCACGUGCACUGUGAGUACAUCAACCAUCCUCGCGCCGCUCCGAUUCCACGAGUGUGA
Molecule: messenger RNA, 1386 nt
Organism: Harpegnathos saltator (Jerdon's jumping ant)
Lineage: Eukaryota; Metazoa; Arthropoda; Insecta; Hymenoptera; Formicidae
Product: lachesin
Exons: 7
Coding region: 670-1386 (238 amino acids)
Cellular component (GO): neuron projection
Source: RefSeq, a predicted model, not a curated record